UCUCGCACCGCCGGGGCGCAGCUCGCCGCCGGCUGUCCGGGCGCCCAGGGAGGCAUUCCAGCAGCUGCCUAUCUCUUACUCCUACGAGUCUCUGCGAGGACAAGUGAUGUCAACAGCUACUUUAAUUAAUUUGGUACGAAACGGAGGCUAUCAAGUAAGCAGGAGAGCCGUGCUGACCUCCCGCCUCCUGCAAGAGGAGAAGAGGCCGGCGGCCGCCGGCUACAGCUCCACCUCCGAGCGCCGCCCUUCCCGCUUCGACUCGGACGGCAGCGGGCAGCAUACCACAUGGGACACCUUCGGCAUCUGGGACAAUCGCAUCGAUGAGCCUAUUCUCCUCCCGCCCAGCAUCAAGUACGGGAAGCCGAUUCCAAAAGUCAGCCUGGCCAAGGUGGGCUGCGCCAGCAUCAUCGGGAAGCGCAAGGAGAACGAGGACCGGUUCGACUACGCUCAGCUGACCGAGGACAUCCUCUACUUCGCGGUGUACGACGGGCACGGCGGCGCGGCGGCGGCGGACUUCUGUGACAAGUAUAUGGAAAAAUACAUUAAGGAAUUUCUUGCUGAGGAGGAGAACUUGGAAAAUGUUUUGAACAAAGCUUUCCUAGAAAUAAACAGAGCCUAUGAAAGGCAUGCUCACCUGUCUGCUGAUGCAACUCUGCUGAGCUCUGGGACCACUGCGACAGUGGCUCUGCUGCGGGACGGAAUUGAGCUGGUCGUGGCAAGUGUGGGAGACAGUCGUGCUCUGCUGUGUCGAAAGGGAAAGGCCAUGAAGCUCACCACUGACCACACUCCAGAGAGAAAGGAGGAGAAGGACAGGAUCAGGAGGUGUGGUGGCUUCGUUGCCUGGAACAGCGUGGGACAGCCUCACGUGAACGGUAGACUUGCAAUGACACGGAGCAUAGGAGAUCUGGAGCUCAAAAACUGUGGUGUGAUAGCCCAGCCAGAAACAAAGAGGGUGCAGCUGCACCACGCAGAUGACAGCUUUCUGGUCCUCACCACAGAUGGUAUUAACCUCAUGGUGAACAGCCAGGAGAUCUGUGACUUCAUCAAGCAGUGCCAUGAUCCUGCUGAAGCUGCCCACAUUGUUACUGAGCAGGCAAUGCAGUUUGGCACCGAGGACAACAGCACCAUUGUCAUCGUGCCCUUCGGAGCCUGGGGCAAGUACAAGAACAACGAGAUCAGCUUCUCCUUCAGCCGCAGCUUUGCUUCCAGUGGGAGGUGGGCCUGAAGACCUGCCCAAGCUCUCUCUCCUGCCACCACCUGGACACAGCAUGCUCCAGUUCCUCGGCUGACUCAGUGUCUCGUCCAUCUCUUCUGUUCCCGGUGUUGUGGGAGGUGCCACUGCCCCCUCGUUGUGCUUAUGGCUGAUCGCGUUCUGCUGUGUGUGUUUAUUCCAGCUGGCCUUGAGGCAGCUGUUUCCUUGAGUCUGUAGUCCCAGCAGCUCUGCACAUCACUUGGGUCACAUAGGUGAGGCUCUGGGGUUCCACCCGUGGCUGGAGGUGUUGCACAAUUGUUUCAUACCUCCUGGUAUUACCCAGGACCCUUAGUAGCCUGGCAGCUGUGUAAGUCUGAGCCUGAGCCGCACGCUGGCUUCCCUGUGCGCCGACAGCUGGGGGAGCAAACGCACACAAUGCUUGAGUAGACAGAGGAUUUGUUGUCUUCCUCUGCUGUGCAAGCACCCAAAGCUUCCCUGUGCUUCAGGAGAAGAGGGUGAGAAAGGAGGGAAGUGUUUCAGAGGUGUUUAUGUUCUGACGCCAGUGGCGUUUGGUGUAGCUAAACAAUUUCUGAGCCAGUGCUGCUUUCGCAGGGCUUUGUGCCCUCCCUGCCAUCAUCUGUGAUGACCUAGCUCCAAGGA
Dryobates pubescens (Downy woodpecker) is the source of this 1852-nucleotide messenger RNA. It is a transcript of the gene PPM1K, whose product is annotated as protein phosphatase, Mg2+/Mn2+ dependent 1K. Bases 107 to 1225 code for a protein of 372 amino acids. Gene Ontology annotation, biological process: protein dephosphorylation. Gene Ontology annotation, molecular function: cation binding; protein serine/threonine phosphatase activity. The transcript has 7 exons. The record is from RefSeq and is a predicted model, not a curated record. Lineage: Eukaryota; Metazoa; Chordata; Aves; Piciformes; Picidae.